Molecule: messenger RNA, 855 nt
Organism: Diatraea saccharalis (sugarcane borer)
Lineage: Eukaryota; Metazoa; Arthropoda; Insecta; Lepidoptera; Crambidae
Source: the annotation of a GenBank genome assembly
AUGCCGGGUUCUUCCUAUCCGUGUGAGGUGAACCGCAGCGGGUUUUACCAGGUAGGUCUUUCACACCAACCUGUCCUUUUUAGGGCGGGGUGGAAGGAGAGCCUUGGUUUGAGGCUUAAAGUGCAUUUCCCCUGCGUUAACAAAAAAAAGAUUCAUACAAGACAAUCAAGGCCAACCAGGAUAUUCGAUGACGGCGAUGAAUUUUAUUAUAUACAAGAUUUGUUAGAGAUCCUUGUACAAAAUGUACUGGCUCUUUGCGUGUGCGCAGCCUCCGCGGCUACUUACUAUGCACACGCCGGAUCUAAAGUCGCAGUCACUAAAAAAGUCGUUGCUCAGCCUGUUGCUGUUCAAAAGACCAGCCCUGUCAGCAGUGGUUCAAAUGCUGAUGCCACAGUAACCCGAUUCAAUUCUGAAGUUAACCCCGACAGUUACAAUUACGUCUAUGAAACUUCCAAUGGAAUUUCUGCUUCCGCCAGUGGGGUUCUGAAGAAUGUUGACAAAGUUGAUGUUUUGGCUGUGCAAGGUCAGUACCAAUAUCAGUCCCCUGAUGGACCCAUCGAGGUCACCUAUGUAGCUGAUGAGAAUGGAUUCCAACCCCAGGGCGCCCACUUGCCUGUGCCUCCUCCUGUGCCUGAAGCUAUUGUUCGUUCCUUGGAGUACAUCGCUGCCCAUCCUUCUAAAGAUCAAAAUUAUUAAGAUCCAUGAUCAAACAAGGAUUUUCUCACCACACUACAUAUGAAGCGCCAUAACGCGAGUAUACUAAACGGACCCCGUGAUCUAGAAAAGUUGUUAUAUAAUAUUGUUUGAAACAGUUGAACUAAUUCAAUGAAUGUAAAUAAAUGUAUAGACGUGCCA